UUCGGAUAAUAAUUAAAAGCCAAACAUUUUGUUCUACACUGGAUACGUUUGGGACUACCAGAUCUUUCAACGACCUAUAUGACGAUAUGCGUGACAUCAAAUGGAAUGGAGCAUUAAAAAAUGACUUCACACUUUUUGUAUCUAAAUGAGACACUCUAUAAUACAAACGAAUCUAAUCCUCCAAGCCACGUUUUCUAGUACAAGCCUAAAAUAUAUACUAAAAAGGGUAACAAAACCAAAUUAAAAAGUUAUAAUUAAAUUCUCCCCCAACUUUUUUUAAAGAGUAUAAGCAACACCAAACCCGUUUUUACGUAGAAGCAAUGUCUUUAUCUCAUCCUAUAAACACUCGACAAACAAUACUUUCAUAGAACACACUAUAAACGACAACUAAUAACCUAAUUUUCAAAAGAAGAACAACAACGAAAAUGUCGAAAACAUUCAAAGCCAUAAGAGACCGGACAUAUUCAGGCGUAGGAGACCUCAUCAAACUCCUCCCGACCGGAACCGUCUUCUUGUUCCAAUUCUUAAACCCUGUCCUAACCAACAACGGACAUUGCCUCCUCAUCAACAAAUACUUAACCGGAGCUCUCAUCGUUGUUUGUGCCUUCUCUUGUUGCUUUACUUGCUUCACCGAUAGUUACCGAACAAGAGACGGAUACGUUCAUUAUGGAGUUGCUACCAUGAAGGGUCUCUGGCCAGAUUCGUCUUCAGUGGAUUUGUCUUCGAAACGGCUUAGAGUUGGAGAUUUCGUUCACUCUUUCUUCUCUCUUAUCGUGUUCAGUGUUAUAUCCUUGUUGGAUGCAAACACUGUGAAUUGUUUCUAUCCUGGAUUUGGUUCUACCGGGAAGAUCUUUCUUAUGGUUUUGCCUCCGGUGAUUGGAGUUAUCUCCGGUGCUGUCUUCACGGUGUUCCCUAGUAGACGUCAUGGGAUUGGGAAUCCCUCGGACCACAAUGAGGAUGAUGCUUCCGAGAUAGAGAAAUGAUGUAUAAAAUUUCUACUAUAACAUUAUAUGCAUAACAUGUAAUGGCAUGUGUUUAUUCGUGGAAUGACAAAUACGAAAGUUUUAUAAAUAAUUAUUGUAAUCUUUCAUUUUUUUUUUUUUUUUGUGAUUUAUUAUUCAUGUAUUUGAGUGCUGAUCAUAUGUUGUGUGUGUUUUUGUUUGUUGAUAAACUCAAAGUAAUAACAUAUCUUAGAGUGUUAAUCUU
This is a messenger RNA of Arabidopsis lyrata subsp. lyrata, 1206 nucleotides long. RefSeq lists its product as uncharacterized. The coding region runs from base 426 to 983 and encodes 185 amino acids. The transcript has a single exon. Lineage: Eukaryota; Viridiplantae; Streptophyta; Magnoliopsida; Brassicales; Brassicaceae. Gene Ontology annotation, biological process: endomembrane system organization. The record is from RefSeq and is a predicted model, not a curated record.